This is a messenger RNA of Octopus sinensis (East Asian common octopus), 3023 nucleotides long. Its product is annotated as zinc finger protein 883-like. Gene Ontology annotation, cellular component: nucleus. Gene Ontology annotation, molecular function: DNA-binding transcription factor activity, RNA polymerase II-specific; RNA polymerase II transcription regulatory region sequence-specific DNA binding. The transcript is spliced from 3 exons. Gene Ontology annotation, biological process: regulation of transcription by RNA polymerase II. NCBI's taxonomy places the organism in Eukaryota, Metazoa, Mollusca, Cephalopoda, Octopoda, Octopodidae. The record is from RefSeq and is a predicted model, not a curated record. The coding region runs from base 717 to 2636 and encodes 639 amino acids.
UCAGCUUCAGUUGUUCAUUGUAGUACUUUUAGUAAUUUAUGGUUGUACUAAUUAGCAAUUUCUUGAAUGUUGCCAUAGAAUUUAGCUAAUUAAACAUUGGUAAAUCUCGUUCUAACUAUCAGAUAUUUUACUUUGAUAGUUUAGGGGAAACGUACAACGCACCGAUUCACUGUUUACGUCUGGAAAUGAAUAUCAGAUGACACUGUCAUUUAAGACAUCAAUAUCUAUAAUCUUUUAAAGACAAGAGAAAAAUGUUUUACAGAAAAACCGAGAAGUAUUUCUUGUGAGCGUGCUGUUUCCUUCAUUUUCUGGAGCCUGUACAAGAUGAUUUUGUAUCCCAGUUAAAUUUGGACUGAUUUACAAAGAACCUUGAUAUCCCUCUCUCUCUCUUUCGGAGAGGCACAAGCACCUACACGCACAUGUACACAUACGGCAGUAACUUCCGCCUGCCGAAUUCAAUCACAAAGCUUCGGUCGGCUCGGAGCUAUAGCGGAAGACGCCUACCCAAAGUGCCACGCAGUGGGACCGAACCCGAAACCAUGUAGCUAGGAAGCAAGCUCCCUAACCACACAGCCAUGCCCGAAAUCAACAGUGAUGAAAGUUCAUGAAAAUAUUGCAUCAGAAAAGUUUUGAUCAACAUAGGAGUAAAUAAUAAAAGGUAAAAAGUAAAAAAAAAAGUCCAAAUAUUUUCAUGAGAAAAAAAUUAUUGCAGAAGAAUGGAUUUGCCUGAAGAAUCAUCAAAAGGAACAGAGGAAUCAUCAUUCCAUUGUGAUACCUGUAAAAAGUCUUUCUCUCUGAAAAGUAAACUUGAUACACAUAAAUGCAUUCACACAGGUGAAAAACCAUUCACCUGUGAUAUCUGUGGUAAAUCAUUUGCUUUAAGAAGUAACUUAACAAAUCACAUACGUACUCACACAGGUGAAAAGCCGUAUCAUUGCAAUAUCUGCGGUAAAGCGUUCUCUCGCACUAGUAGCUUAACGAGCCACAUACGUACUCAUACAGGUGAAAAACCAUAUCAGUGUAAAGUUUGCGGUGAAUCAUUCUCUGAAACGUAUAAAUUAACUAAACACAAAUACAUUCACACAGGGAAGAAGUCGUAUCACUGUGAUAUCUGUGGGAAAUCAUUCUUUCAAAGAUAUCACUUAAAUUCUCAUAACCGUAUUCAUACUGGAGAGAAGCCGUAUCAGUGUGAUAUCUGUGGUAAGUCAUUCACUGAUGGAAGUGCGUUAAUCGUUCACAGACGUAUUCAUACAGGGGAAAAACCAUAUCACUGUGAUACUUGUGGUAAAUCAUUCUCCCAAUCAAGCCAGUUAACGAUACACAAGAGACGUAUUCAUAUGGGAGAGAAAGGCAAUCAGGCAAAAGUGAUGCCAUACCAUUGUGAUACCUGUGGUAAAUCCUUUACUUAUCCAAGCUUAUUAACUAUUCACAAACGUAUUCAUUCUGGGGAAAAACCAUAUCAUUGUGAUAUCUGUGGUAAAUCAUUCCCUCUAACAAGUCACUUAACACUGCACAACAGGCGCGUUCAUACGAAAGAGAAACCAUAUCACUGUGAUAUCUGCGGUAAGUCAUUUGAUUACGGAAGUACUUUAACUGCUCACAGACGUAUUCAUACAGGAGAGAAACCUUAUCAGUGUAGUGUCUGUAGUAAAUCGUUCUUCCGACGUUACGACCUAACUAGGCAUAUGCGUUUUCAUACAGGUGAAAAGCCAUAUCACUGUAAUAUCUGUGCUAAAUCUUUCUCUGAAAAAGGUCAGUUAAAAAGACAUAGAUACACUCAUACUGGCGAGAAACUGUAUCAUUGUGAAAUCUGUGGAAAGUCAUACACGAGCGGAAGUGCAUUAACUGUUCAUAAGCGUAUUCAUACUGGAGAAAAGCCAUUUCACUGUGACAUCUGUAGUAAAUCGUUCACCCGUGGAAAUGCAUUAACUGCUCAUAAACGUAUUCAUUCAGGGGAAAAGCCAUAUCAGUGUGAUAUCUGUAGCAAAUCAUUCUGUCAAAAUACCCAAUUAACUAAUCAUAAACACACUCAUACAGGUGAGAAACCGUUUCGCUGCGAUGUCUGUGGUAAGUCAUUCACUCGCAGUUAUGACCUAACCAGGCAUGUACGUAUUCAUACAGGUGAGAAACCAUAUCACUCUAACAUCACAGAGAAGUUACAUCACUGCGAUAUCUGUGGUAAAUCCUUCUCUCAAACCUGUUAUUUAACUAUUCACAACCGUAUCCAUACAGGCGAAAGACCUUACCAUUGUGAUAUCUGCGGUAAAUCAUUCUCUCAAACAAGUCAUUUAAAAAUCCAUAGACGUAUUCAUACAGGAGAGAAACCAUAUCAGUGUGAGUUUUGUGGUAAAUCUUUCUUCCAAAAUAGUGAUGUAACUAAGCACAAACGCAUCCAUACCAGAGAAAAACCAUACGACUGUAAUAUCUGCGGUAAGUCAUUCUCUGCUAGUAAUGCCUUAACUACUCAUAAAUACAUUCAUACGGGCGAGAAACCGUAUCAGUGUGAUAUCUGUGAAAAAUCAUUUUCUAGGAAUGGUGACCUUACGAAACACAAGUUAAUUCAUUUCAAAGGAAAGCCCUUUCUCAAUGAUGGGUCUGAUAAAUCAGUCUCUGUAACAAAUGACUCACCGAAUUAAAAACAUUCUCUAUGUAAAGUGGGAGGCAAAUGAAAGAAGACAGAAUUCUAAUCUUGUCUCGGACACAGCAACUUGUCUGCUGCUGGCUCCACAGCAAAAUACAUCCAGUGCACUGUGAACUUCAUGGGGAUAGUUAGGGCAGCCAGCUAAAGAAACCAUGCCCCCAAAAAGGGGAUGUACAAGUGAAAUCUUAUUCCUGGCUUAUCUUGCAUUUGGAUCCUUUUUAUCUUUGUUCUGUGGUUGUAAUAACUAUUGAUUCAUUAACUACAUCAUAUUGGAUUCAUUAUUGAUUGAUUUGGGAUUAUGAAAAUAAAUUGUAUUUUAGACGGAUCAGAUUGUUGUUCAUAUAUGUUUGUCCAUUUUAUUGCAUUUGAUAAAAUUUUACAU